AGGAGAUUGAGCUAAGCGAGAAGGUGUUUGAUGAAAUUCCAGACAGAAAUGUGGUGGCUUGGAGUGCGAUGAUCAGUGGGUAUUCGAGACUGGGGAUGGCUGAUAAGGCUUUAGAUUCAUUCAGGAAUAUGCAGAAGUCUGGUAUUCCGCCUGAUAAGGUGGCACUCGUGAGUGUGAUCUCUGCGUGUGCCAUGUCUGGAGCUUUGGAUUUGGGGGAAUGGCUGCAUGCUUACAUAGAUAAGAAGGGGAUUGAGAAUGAUCUUGAACUUAGUACUGCACUUGUCAACAUGUAUGCAAAAUGCGGAUGCAUUGAAAGGGCAACUGAAGUGUUUGAAGCGAUCCCUGUUAAGGAUGUCAAGGCUUGGGGCUCGAUGAUAUAUGGAUUGGCAAUUAAUGGCCAAGCAGAAGGUGCAUUGAAAUCCUUUACCAGAAUGGAAGACACUAAGGUGAUGCCUAACCAUGUUACUUUUGUUGGAGUCUUAGUGGCGUGCUCUCAUAGUGGUUUGGUUUCGGAGGGAAAAAAGUAUUGGUCAAACAUGAUUGAAUCUGGGAUUGAUCCAUCUUUGGAGCAUUAUGGUUUGAUGGUUGAUCUUUUUUGCCGAUCAAACUUAAUCGAAGAUGCCUAUUCUUUUGUGGAUUCCAUGCUAAUCCCCCCAAACCCAGCAAUACUCCGUAGCUUACUAGUGGGUUGCAAAAAGAAGAAGAUGCUAGAAAGAGGCGAAAUGACCGCCAAACGCCUCAUCGAGAUAGAACCACACAAUGCCGAGAACUAUAUCUUGUUGUCUAGCUUAUACGCUUCUGUUUCAGAUUGGGAGGGAAUGAGACAAGUUAGGAAACAAAUGAAAGCCAAAGAAAUCAAGAAUGCUCCGGGUUGUAGCUCCAUUGAAGUUGACGGGUUUGUGCACGAAUUCACAAUAGGUGAUUCUUCUCAUCCUGAAUCCGAGGAGAUAAAUGGUAUCUUAAGCGAAAUAUCGGAUCGCGUAAAUGGGUCGGGUCAUGAACCGUGGGUUUCUUGUGUACUACAUGACGUGAGCGAUGAAGAGAAAGAAAAUGCACUGUGCCAACACAGUGAGAGGUUGGCUAUUGGUUAUGGCCUUUUGAAAACGAAAGCACCAAAGAUCAUUAGGGUGGUAAAGAAUCUGAGAGUUUGUAGGGAUUGUCAUGAAGUGACAAAGAUCAUUAGUAGGCUGUAUAAUAGGGAAAUCAUUGUUAGAGACCGUGUUAGGUUUCACAAGUUUAUAGAUGGAUCUUGCUCUUGUAAAGAUUUUUGGUGAUCCUUAUUGUGGAGGAGAGUAUUUGAGCCUUAGUUUGUAUGAGUAGUAUUAUACUAUUAUCUUGAGAUCUUUCCCCCAUCCAUGAGUCUCGUUCACUCCUUACUAGUCAGUUAGUCUUGUGCAAGGCAAAAUUUUAGAAAAGUUAUGUGUUUGGAAAAAUAAAAAGAAAUGAAAUUUAUUUAUUUU
Messenger RNA from Cuscuta epithymum, 1460 nucleotides. The record is from the annotation of a GenBank genome assembly. Lineage: Eukaryota; Viridiplantae; Streptophyta; Magnoliopsida; Solanales; Convolvulaceae.